AGGUAACAUACCGUACGAUCUCAGUAGGAUUUCAUGCGGUCAACUAACUGACUACAUGACUAAUGAGAUCCGGAGAUGGUAAACACAUAAAUGGGAUUAAUGCAGUUUAAUGACUUGAAUUGUAGCUGAAAAUGUUUUAGUACCAGACACUGUGUAACAGGAUCUAACUCAACUUUAUAACCUGAUAACCCUAACUCCGCAGAAUGGAUUACCAAGAUUAUCGGCAACAUAGUCGGUCUCCCACCAGACGGUCUCCAACAAGGAAUUCUGGUGCAUAUAACAUGGAUAGAAAUGCGAUAAUAUCCAAAUUAAGAGCAGAGCUGACACAUUGCAGAAAAUCACUUCAGGAUGCAAUGGAUAAUGUCACAAUGAAGGAUUCAAAAAUAGACCAAUUGAAAGUCACCGUGGCUUCCUUCGAAAAAGACCUCACUAUGCGUAAUGAGGAAAAGGCAGAAGCUGAACGAACCAUUGUAAUGCUGCAACAAAAGCAGCAAAAAGACUCUGAAAAUCACUCUGUCACCGAAGAGGAGAUAAGAGAACUUCGUAAAGAUAAUUCACGAUUAAAUCUUCGAAAUAAAAAACUUGACGAUGAGGUAUCGACACUUCAAGCAAUUAUCAAUGAUAGUAGAUACACAAACCAAGAACAUAGUGCAGCUUUGAAAAAUGAAUUAUCACGCAAAGAUGAAGCUCUCGCGACUUUGCGUCGCGAUUGUGAAUCUUUACAAAAAGAAAAUGAAGAUUUUCAUUCACGAAUCAAAGAAUGCGAAUCUGAGAAUGAUAAGAUCUGCCUUGAGCGUGAGGCGCUGAAAAAGGAAUUAGCUGACCAGAAAUCUCAUCUGAAUUUUCUGGAAAAAGAAGUAAAAGAAUCCAGAGUGAGUUUAAUUCAAGCGAAGACUAAUAAUGAUGUUAUCAAAAAGGAGUUGCAACUUGCGAACAAUACAAAAAAGAAUGAACUGUUAGACUUGCAAUCGAAUUUUGAAAAUGUAAAUCAAGAAAUAAAAAUGCUUUCUGCUAAACUUGAGAAAGCUCAGCAUGAAGCACGAGAAUAUCAAGAAAAAUUCAAAUCGACGAAUGAACUGCUAGAUUCAACUCAAAAACAAAUGUCUGAUCUCAAUGAAGCACUUAGUAAAAGAGAAAAUACUAUUCUUGAACUUGAAGGCAAUCUACUUCAAGCUCAAGAAGAGGUUCGCAAGUCUUCAGAUGAGACAUUCAGGCGUGAUAAAGCUGUUCAGCUUUUAGAAAUGAACUUGGAAAAAAGCAAAAACAUGUAUAAAGACCAAAUGGAAGAAAAUGGAAAAUUACAGGCUCGAUUACAAGCAUUUCAAAUUACUACUGAAAGUGAAAAAGAUGUUCUUGGUAGUGAAGUUGCUCGUAAAGAUGAAUUGAUUCACAGAAUGAAAUUAGAACAAAUGUCUCUGGAAGACAAAUUAAAAAACCUUGAUGACAAAUACACAACAAAUGAAAAAUUGAAAUCACAGCUGCAAAAUCAACAUUCUGUAGCAUUGGGAGAAAUUCAUGCUCGUGAUGACACUAUACGUGAUUUACAAUCUCAGCUGAAAAAUAUUCAGAAACUUCAUGUUGAAGCAGAAGGGGAAGGAGUAUCUUUGAAAGAUGCAAUCAAGCAACAAGAAAUUGAAAUGAAGCAUUUGAAAGAUUCCUCUGAUUCUGCUAAUAAAACAAUUGAACUUAAAAAUGAAAUUAUACAAGAACAGAGAAAAGAUAUUGGAAACUUACAGUCUCAACAAAAAGAGCUUGUCAGAAGACUUUCAAAUAGAGAUGAAAUGCUGCACAAAGUAACUGUGGAAGCAACUAAACUCAAAGAUAAAUACAGAGCUAUGGUAACCACCUCAGACCAAAAUUCUGAUACUAUUCGGAUUUUGGAAGAUGAACUUGCUAAAGCUAGAGUGGAUUUCAAUGAAACACAAAGAUUUGGUGAUGAUGAGGUUUUGAAACGCGAACAAUUAAUAUCAGAGCUUGAAAGAGAUUUGCAAACUCAACAACAAAGAUACCAAGCUUGUUAUCAAGAACUACUUAAACAAGAAGAAACUGUGGCCAGACUACGUGAAGACGCAGCGAAGCGAUCUGAGAAAAUUCUAACUGAUAGCAAAGAAUUAACAAGCCUAAGGGAGUUCAAACAUAAAAUGGAGUUAGAUUCUGUUGUCCUUGCAGAAAAACAUAAAACAGCCCAGGAAGAAGUAUCCAGUAAAGAUCAACAAAUUUUAAAAUUUAAAAAUGAAAUUAAUACUCUAAGAAAAAGGCAUGAUGGAAUGCAAGAAGAAGUCCAAGCAUUCGAAAAUGAAAUUGAAAAAUUGAACACAAAUGUACGGCAACUUACAUCCGAAAAUAGGGAGUUGAAAAAUUCAAAUGAUCAGAAAUAUGCACAAGCAAAACAAGAUAAAAGUGAUAUUUUGGAUUUGAAGAAAAAAUUUUCCAAUUGUGAACAAGAACUUAGAGUUCAGACAAAAUCAUGCGAGCACUUGAGACAAGAACUCGAAACAACUAAACGAGAUCUUCUCGCUGAUGCCAAAACUUCACAUGACGAAGCUGAAAAGGUGAAUCAAGAAUUACACAAUUUACAAAUUGCAUUGAAGGAUACUGAAUAUGAAGCUGAUACUAGUAAACAGCAGGUUGAACGUUUACAAAGUGAACUGGAUGAUGCAAGAAGGGAUCACCAAAAUGCUCUGGAGGAAAUUGUAAAGUACGAGGAUGCAGUAAGAGAAAAAGAAGAUGAAGCUUGUGGUAUGAGAAGGCAGAUUGCAAGCGCUGAAGAUGAAGCGGCAAAUCUUAAAACGGCUCUUGAAAAUGUAACACAGCAGUUGAACGCUAUAAGAAUUAAAUAUGAAGAAACCAUAGGUAAACUGAGUGACACAGAGAAAGACUUGCAAGGCAUUGAAUGGAGACUUGAAAUAGCAUCAUCUGAGGUUGGUCAGAAGGAUGAUCUCAUUAAAAGAUUAAAAGCUGACUUGACCAAUGUGCAAGAAGAAAACAAUGAAAAAAGACAGCAAGUUUCAACAUGUGAAGACGUGAUUGAACAGCUCACCAUAGAAUUACAAAAAACGCAAGAUGAAUUGCAUGCAAUCAAACAAGAGUUAGAUCUUCAUGAUGACACAUCAGCUAAUUUAAAAAGACGAUUAGCAAAUAAGCAGGAUGAAUUGCUACGAGCUGAAGAAGAAAUUCACAAGGUUAGAAUUGAGAUGGAAGAUUAUCAAUCUACCCAUUUUCAUCACAAUGAAAGUGUUGCUGAAAAACAUGAGAGAAUGAACUGCAUGGAAAGAGAAAUUGUUGAGCUUCAAGGAGAGAUUGCUGAAAAGCAACAGCAAAUAGAUGAUCAUAACAAAGCAUCUCAUGAACUGAAGGCUCAAGUUGCAGCAAUGAAUGAACAGAAAAGUAAUUCUGCGGAUGAGAUCAAAAGACUUGAGAAAAGUCUCGAUGAAAUUCAGAAUCAAAUUGAAAAAGAUGAACAAAAAUGGAAAGAUGAAAAAGAAGAUGAGAGUGCGAAAGUUUCUGCUGUAACAAGACAACUUAAUCAAGAAAAAAUGGCUAAUGAGCGUUACAGGCAAGAAAUAUCUCAGAGAGAUUGUCUCAUUGAUAAAAUGAAAAAUGAAUCUGCAUCAUGCCGUGAUAACCUCGGAAGAAAAAACAAUGAAAUUGAAGGAUUAGAGGAAAACUGCAAUCAAUUACGAGUACAACUUGAUAGAGCCACCAGAGAUAAAGAAGAUCUUGAAUCUCGUAGACAGGAAGAAGCUAAGGAAACGGACGGCUUGGUACGUAGUUUAGAAGAAACUAGAUCAAGAUAUAGAGAUUGUGCACAAGAACUGGCUCACCAUGAAGAGAAAGUCAUUCUGAUGGAGCAAAGUCUGUCAUCAACUCAGGAAGAUCUAGCUGACAAAGUAACACAAUUGGCACAGGCUGAGAAUCUCAUAAAGAGACUCAAAACAGAACUGAAACAGAAACGUGAGAACUGUAAAGCUGCUACUGAAGCUAGUGAAGAAAAGGAUAGAACUAUUAACAAACUGAAAUUGGAUCUUGAUGAAGCUAAACAAGUGCAAACUAGCAUCACAGAAGAAAACUUAAGACAACAUGAGGCGGCAAGAAGACUUGAAGAAGAUGCGGUUGAUGCAAAAGCCAGACUAAGGAAUCUCCAACAUCAAGUGAAGGAGAAAGAUUCAGCUUUCAGAACUCUACAGCAAUCACUAGAAAAUGAGAAGAAGCAUAAGCAAGAAUUGUCAGAUGAAAUUCUGAAAUUAAAAAGUCAAAUGUCUGAUCUUCGUUCUUCGUCUGAUGGGAUUGAACGCCAGAAAUGUGAUACCCAGCAACAAUUACGUGACUCACAGAACCAUGUCCUUCGAUUGCAAGAUUCCUUGAGUGACGCAGAACAAAAGCUCAAAUUGGCAAAGGAGUCAUUACAAGAAAAGGACUUUGUCAUAAAUGAGCAAACUUGUGAAAUGGAAGCCAUGAAAAUGCAAAAUAAACUUCAUGCAAAAGAGGUUGAACGAUAUGAAGAAAAUAUGACCUUAUUGCAAAAGGAUCUUGAGGCCUCCCAAGAACAAUAUAAGGAUUGUCAUAGACAGUUUUUAGAAGUUACUCAGAAAUUACAUGAUCUUAAUAUGCAGGUAUCAACUGCUGAAGGAACACAGAAGGAAUCAUUGGAUCAGUUAGGUCAAAGUUGUAAGAAGAAUGCAUCUUUGAAAGCUGAGCUACAAAAAGUUUGGCUCGAUAAUCAAUCUUUGGCUCAAGAAGUAGCAGUAUAUGAAGAAAAACUGCAAAAGCUUCGAGCAGAGCUUAAAAAGGUUAACAGUCUUCACAAACAAUUAGAAAAAGAGGCAUCAAAAUAUGAAGAGCUAUUGAAAGAUAUCAAUGAAGAGUUUUCCAUAACACAAGAAAAACACAGACAAGCUGUUUCGGAAUUGGCUAAAAAGGAAGAGCAACUUGUUGUGGUUAAAGUUGAGUUUUCUACUUUACAAGAUAAGUUUCAUAAAUAUGCACAAGAAAAUGCUUCUCUGAAAUCCCAUUUAGAUCUUCUACAAGAGAAACACGCUGUCGCUAGUCAUGAAGUUGAAGGUCUUGGCAAAUCUCUCGAAGAAGCAAGAGAAAACAACUCAAAACUUAGAAGCGAAAGUGAGACUGUUGUUGAAAAUGUCAAUUCUUGGGUACGGGAACAAAAGCAGACAAAUGAGCGCCUUGCUGCUCGUUUGCACGACCAAACAAAGGACCUAGCUCGUGUUAGUAGUGAGAGAGAUCAUUUGCAACAGCUUUCAAGACAACUUGAAGAUGAAGUUACUCGACUCAAGUCCACUGUUUCAACUCUCAGUACAGAUGCUGAUAAAAGCAAAGCUUUGCAAAGGCAUUCCGGAGAACAGCAAGCAUUCAUAAAACAACUUCGUGAUAGAUUAGCAGAAUGUGAAAAGGACCAAGAAAACAUUAUAGCAGAAAAGAAUAGUUCUUUGGAUGAUUUACAUCGACGAUUAAAACAAAACGUUGAUUCAAUACAGCAAUUAAAUCAGCAACUCAACAAUCUGAACAAAGAAAAUGUACGGCAAAGAAAUAUUGUUGAACAAGAAGUUGCAGCCAGACGAACAUUAGAAUCCCAAAUCGAAAGAAAAGAACAAACUAUUUUCCAACUUCAGGCUCAAUUAGAGGCUCGAAAUUUGCCUAGUACUUCCCCUGGUAAUGAUCGUAUGUUUGAUAGAGGGAUGUAUGGCAGCUUUCUUCAAAGAUAACACAUACAAGUAUAUGUUUUAAUACAGUAAUGACAUGACUUUUUAUGUUCAUCACUAUUACAGACUUCUUCAAAAAUUGUAUAAAAAUCCAUUUUGGCAACAUAAUGCUGUAUUUUCUUAUCUUUUUAUUAACAAUGCAUUUUGUACACAGUAAUCAAGCCUUUUAAUUUGUAAAAAAAACAUUGACAUUUUUUGGAUAAAUUUUUUUCAUAAAUUCAACCUGUUUUCCACUUCUGUUUUUAUCAUUUUGAUAAAAUAUUUGUGAAUUUAACAUCUAUGAUUUCCAAAUCCAAACUAAAUGUAUAUGAGCAGAUAUUCAAAUCCUGGAUGUAUUAUAAAACUGUACAUAUCUGAUAUGUGUUGUAUAAAAGUAUAUGCAUAUUUUAAAAUAUUUGUAUAACUUUAUUCCAGAUUUAGUUUUGAACUUUUAUUAAAAAAUUGUUGAUAGCUCAUCUUCAUGAAACCAAAUAUGUAAAACUUCAAUACGUUAUUUGCAGAUUUAUGAUUAAAUUAUUGUUAUUGAAUCAAUUGUAUUAUAUUAUUGUUAUCUUUCACUAUUGUAAAUAGCAAUAUGAAUUUGUUAAUAAUUGUUAAAUAAAUUGGCCAACACAUUGAAAGCACAUUUGUGAAAAUCAUGACGAAUCUUCCUAUGACAUUUAUUUUUGUUCUUAAAUUUUUGUAAUCAGUGAUAUUUAUGCUUCAUUUCUAUUCAUAUUUAGCACAAUAUUAUGAUAAAAAGUGUAUAUUUUAUAUAUUUGCUGCUAUUCAUAUAUUAGAUAUAGAAAUAUUAUUUUUGAAUCCACGGUACUACACUACUAUACUAUCACUGUAUUAUGCAAUUUUUGCAUUUCAGAGUUUUCAUUUAUGGUGUCUUUCUGGUUAUAGAAUUCUAAUAGACAAAUUUGUAUAUUUCGUUCAUUCAUUGUUUUUUUUAUUCUGGGGUACCCGUAAAUAUCUCAUGGAUAUUAUUACACAUCUUCCUCUCUUUGUAAUAAAAACUUUUUUAUAUUUCCAAAUAUGAUAUGUAUUUAAGAAUUUAAUGUUGUGUAGGUAUGAAUAAAACACUAUAUUUGAAACUUUACAACAGGGAUGUUGAACCAAUGACUUGCGGCUCGCAAAGUGACUCAUCAUGUUUUUUCGGUGACCCAUCAUAAAUUGAAUUAUUGCAUACUUUCAGUGAUAAAUACAUUUGCAGGAAGGCAGCCUUAGUUCAAUCUACCAGUAAUUGUAUUAAAUAAUGGAACGGAAAAUUUCCCCUUUGUUGAUGUUGCGUGAAUCCACGACCCACAUUUUUACUUAAAAAUCAUUGAAAAGGUUCAUCAUCCCUGCUAUGUAAUAAUGUAUGUUUCAAGCAUCUGAUCCCUUAAAAAAUCCUCAUACUUAAAAAAUUUUCUGCAAUUUGGAUUGUGAAAAUUACUUCCCCGCUUGUCUCAAGAUAUUGAAGUAGUAGCAAUUUACAACUGAGCCAUUCUACUAAUUUGAAUUAGAGAACAACGUAGUUUCAAUUUCAAAAAAAUGAUAAUUGAUUUGAGUUUGCUCGAAUAUUGUAACUAGGGUAUAUUCCACGGCACAUAGGUUAAAAUCCCAUUUUUUUCUCGGUUUGUCCAAAUUAGUUUGAAUGCAAUUUGUAAGUGGCUGUAACUAUUUUUUAUUCUUACUUUUUGGUUUUUGUUCGAUUUAAUUUAACGCUGUAGUAAAUUUUUGUACAUUAACCCAACUUACCGUAAUGAAUGACCAAAAAGUUUGUUCAAUUUUACUUAUUUUUUACUCAGUGGUUAAUUUCUUCAAUUGAUUUAUACUAUAAUACUCUUGCACUGUAGCUGAUUGAUAGAUAUUUCGUGUCUUCUAUGUUGUGUGUUGUCAUUAUGAAAUGUAUUUUUCUUUAGAUUUAG
Styela clava is the source of this 7612-nucleotide messenger RNA. RefSeq lists its product as uncharacterized. The record is from RefSeq and is a predicted model, not a curated record. Lineage: Eukaryota; Metazoa; Chordata; Ascidiacea; Stolidobranchia; Styelidae. Gene Ontology annotation, cellular component: sperm head-tail coupling apparatus. Gene Ontology annotation, biological process: spermatogenesis.